UAUGGCGUAAUGUGGGGUUCUUCAAAAAUCACAACUCAUUUCUCCUUUUCGUGAAGCACGCGAGGACACACCAGGCUCAGUGCGGAAUCGACAGCUGGGCGGCACGUGUGUGCAAAUCUACAAUUACCCGUCUUAGCAGCACCGUAACCCACGUUGCGGAAGUUUUGUUGGAAAGGGUAGAAAAUUACUAGAAACGCGAGCUUCUAAAUCAACUGACCCAACACUUACACCGUAGCUUCAAAUUGGGAGGAAAAAAAGAGAAAGAUGCCCGCACCGCGUCACGUUUACGUCGCCGUCAUUGGCGCGGGAGGAGUUGGAAAAUGCUUCCUUUCACAGCUGAGCCAGCUUAGCACAAGGCUUGCGCAGGACUCUCGAGCACCCACGUACCUUUCGCUUGUUCUGCUCGCCAGAAGCUCCAAGGUCCUGAUGCCCGAAGGCUACAAGCCAAUCUCUCUCUCAUCGUGGGAGUCCGACCUGCAGGCUUCGCCGGCCAAAGUCCCGUCGCUACCAGAGAUUGCAGACUACCUGUCAAAAUCUGGCAAGCCCGUCGUGCUCGUGGACAACACGAGCAACCAGGACGUCGCUGACAGCUAUCCCAGCUUUCUGGAGAAGGGUAUCAGCGUGGUUACACCAAACAAGAAGGGCUUUUCCGGUUCCUACGACCUGUGGAAGAAGAUCUUUGGCGCCGCAUCGAAUGGCCAGGGUACAGGCGGCUUUGUGUUCCACGAGAGCACAGUGGGCGCGGGACUACCGGUGAUCAGCACUCUGCACGACUUGAUUGACAGCGGCGACGAAGUGACCAAGAUAGAAGGCGUGUUCUCGGGCACCAUGAGCUUCCUGUUCAACAGCUUCAUGCCAGUAGGCGGUGGCGGUGGAUCGUUCUCCGCCGAGGUCAAAAAGGCAAAGGAGCUAGGAUACACAGAGCCGGAUCCACGGGACGACUUGAACGGACUCGACGUCGCGCGAAAGCUCACCAUCCUCGCUCGCAUCUCUGGCCUGGACGUUGCAAGCCCAACCAGCUUCCCCGUGCAAAGCCUGAUCCCGAAGGAGCUGGAGAGCGUGGGAAGCGGCGAGGAGUUCUUAGAGAAGCUACCGGCCUUUGACGGCGACAUGGACAAGCUGAAGGCCGAGGCCGCGUCCGAAGGUAAGGUCGUACGGUUCGUGGGCAGCAUCGACGUGGGGAAAAAGCAGGUCAAGGUCGGCCUGGAGAAAUUUGACCAUUCUCACCCAAUCGCGGCGCUCAAAGGCAGCGACAACAUCAUCAGCUUCUACACGAAGAGAUACGGAAGCAACCCCCUGAUCAUUCAGGGUGCCGGUGCUGGCGGCGAAGUAACGGCCAUGGGCGUCACGGCAGAUUUGAUCAAAGUUCUUAAGCUCCUGCACUAGGCUGGCCAAAGCACUAUUUGACUCUUCCCAUGCGCAGAUUCUCACAUAAUGAAGAGAGCCUAGGACACCUGCCAAGAGAUUGCAGUUUUCAAUUUAUAUGACCAAGCCUUGAAUUUGAUAUGCCAAUCGCUCGUUCGGCACGGACUGCAAAAAUACGUGCGACUGGUGAGAACUAGAAGAAAUAAAUUCAUCCAUUCAAGUCCAA
Verruconis gallopava is the source of this 1591-nucleotide messenger RNA. RefSeq lists its product as uncharacterized. Gene Ontology annotation, biological process: aspartate family amino acid biosynthetic process; L-homoserine biosynthetic process. Bases 265 to 1386 code for a protein of 373 amino acids. Lineage: Eukaryota; Fungi; Ascomycota; Dothideomycetes; Venturiales; Sympoventuriaceae. The transcript has 3 exons. The record is from RefSeq and is a predicted model, not a curated record. Gene Ontology annotation, molecular function: aspartate kinase activity; homoserine dehydrogenase activity; NADP binding.